GCGACGGACGCACGCUCCCAAGAACCGCUUCCACUUCGCAGGAGCGGAAAUCGCAGGCGGAACAGUUACGUUACGGGCGUGAAUUAACUAAUAGAGUGGCAGCAGGCGAUCAAAGAAGGCGCUCCCCAAGAAGCUACGCGGGUGUGUGGAAGGUGCCAGUGUACAGUGAAAAGAGCCCAGUGUCGAGUACCGAGGGCGGAGAUCGCAGAGUGGAGCCAGUGCAUCCGAAUUUCAGUUCCCCGAAAGUGUUUCCAUUAUUAUUGCAAUCACCAGGGAUAGGAUCGGUUCGGAUGGGGAGCAUGCAAGCGGCGCUGCUGGCGCUAAUCCUCAUUGCCCAGCGAUUCCCCAGCACUGCUGCCUCGCCCAACCAACUCCAACGCCACAAGGUAGCACAUUGGUACCGCGAUAGCAACGAUGUCAAGGACAAGAUAUUGGAGCUGCAGUGCUUGGCCAGGUGCGGCACCCGUCCCCUGACGAAUGCCGAGCAGGAGCUCUGCUUAGACAAAUGCAUCCAGGAGCUCCUGCUGGGGCCCAGAAUCGGUAGCUGCCCCAAAAUCGGAAGGCAGACACGCAUCCGCCUCUCCUGCCUGGACAACUGCCAGUACGAUCAUGAGUGCCCUGAGAUUCAAAAGUGUUGCCCCUCCAGUUGCGGUCCCAUGUGCGUGGAACCCUUGGGCGUGAGAAACAACACCCAAUUGCCCACGAUCCCAAAGAUCCUGUACUACAGAAUGUCGCGCGGCCAUGGAGUGGAGCUGAACAUCGAGUCAUCACUGCUGGUCUACUUCUUUCACGUGGAAGUGCGUUCCCACAUUGGACGACACUUUGUGCCCAGGAAACUUGGUCCUUGGCAGUGGCAAAAAGUCUACAAGAUCGCGGAGGAGAGCUCGAAACACAGCAAAAACACCUAUAUCCGUUUCCACAUGCGACCAGGACGCUGGUACGAGGUCCGAGUGGCCGCCGUAAAUGCUUUUGGUUUUCGAGGAUAUUCUCAGCCCAGUGAACCCUUCCACUCUUCGGGUAAUCCCAAGCCACCCAAAGCUCCCAACGACUCCAAAAUAAUAGCAAAGAACUUUGAUGGAAAAUAUAUGAACGUAAAGCUCGUUUGGUGUCCCUCCAAAUCAAACCUGCCCGUCGAGAAGUACAAGAUCAGUUGGUCCUUGUAUGUGGACAGUGCAGAGGCCUCCCUUAUCACCUUUGAUGCAUAUGUUAAAGAUACCCAUCAGUUUGAGAUAAAAAAGCUGCUGCCAAACUCCUCAUACUACAUCCAGGUACAGGCAAUCUCCUACAAUGGAUCUCGCCGGCUAAAGUCCGAAAAGACAUCCUUUGUUUAUAAUACCACCGUGCAAUCUCUGGAGCCCUACGCCCCACUUCAGUGCACGGGCCACAACUACAGGCGCAAGUAUCAGCACAUCAGCAUCAGCUCCAGCAAUCCGGAACGGGUGGCGACCUCAUUGGCUCCUCCAGCGGGCCUCAAUGAAGUUUCCAUUGCGAACCGGACCACGACCGCCUCGUAUGAAGUGCGUUUCCGGCUGAACCGGAAAUUUGGCAUGAUUGUGCAAAUUUUGGGCUUCCAGCCACACAAGGAGAAGGUCUACGAACUGUGUCCCCAGGAGACCAAUUGUGAGCAGCGCGAGUUUCGCGCCAUUCGCGCAAAAAGGGACCCGUUGGAAUUCAGCAAACUCAAGUACAAUACCACCUACGUAUUGAGAGUCCCGCGAUCCAGCCCCAAUUCCGUAUUGGACGAUUCGAGAAACGUCUUCACCUUUACCACCCCCAAGUGCGAGAACUUCCGCAAAAGCUUUCCCAAGCUGCAGAUCAAAUGCGGCGACUAACCCCAUCGAAUCGGUGGACAAGCCACCUGCAGACCAUGAGAUUACACU
Drosophila bipectinata is the source of this 1880-nucleotide messenger RNA. It is a transcript of the gene Kal1, whose product is annotated as Kallmann syndrome 1. Gene Ontology annotation, biological process: neuron differentiation. Gene Ontology annotation, cellular component: extracellular region; cell surface. Lineage: Eukaryota; Metazoa; Arthropoda; Insecta; Diptera; Drosophilidae. The record is from RefSeq and is a predicted model, not a curated record. Gene Ontology annotation, molecular function: peptidase inhibitor activity; protein binding.